Messenger RNA from Mercenaria mercenaria, 1059 nucleotides. RefSeq names its product neuropeptide Y receptor type 5-like. The record is from RefSeq and is a predicted model, not a curated record. Bases 1 to 1059 code for a protein of 352 amino acids. Gene Ontology annotation, cellular component: membrane. Gene Ontology annotation, molecular function: neuropeptide receptor activity. Lineage: Eukaryota; Metazoa; Mollusca; Bivalvia; Venerida; Veneridae. Gene Ontology annotation, biological process: neuropeptide signaling pathway. The transcript has a single exon.
AUGCCAGGUGAGGUCCUCACACAGCUUUAUUGGUACAUAUAUCCGCAUAGAAUUGUCUGCAAGAUUAAAUCUUUCUUCAACGUGUUCACAGUUACAGCUGAAGUAUUGUGUCUUCUUACAAUCGCCCUUGAUCGCUACAGAAAAAUUUGUACUCCGUUUGGGUGGCAGAUACAACCAAAGUUUGCCAUAGUUCUGUGUGGCGUGAUAUACGCCCUGGCGUUUAUCUUAGCGUUGCCAGUCGCUUUCUUUUGGGGAAUACAUCAUUCUGAAGAACAAUACCAGAAUCAUACCGUUUUUAAAACAGAAUGUGAAACGGACGAACAGUUCAACGGCACUAGUCAUCCGCUGAAAUACUCUAUCGCUGUAGAAUGUAUCAUUUCUAUUUGUCUCAGUGUGAUGAUUAUACUCUACCUAUUUGUUGCAAGAAAACUAGUUACAGGAAAACACAACAUAGUUGUGAAAUCAAAAAUCAAAGUUAAAGCGAAUUUUCCUUCGUCUCAACCGGGCGCUUCUUCGGAGGUCUUCGACAAAAAUGAGUAUGAACUGAGCUCGAGACAAGAAAACAGCGAUACAGAAUGCUCUUCUGAUGUAGAAAGUAAACCUAAGAAAGCCGAAUAUAAUUAUAUCUCAUCAGAUGGUGGACUGACAACAGAUGAGGCAGAAGACUCCACCGGUCGUACGAUAAAGCUCACGCUGCCGAUUGGAAAUACAGAAAAUCCUGUAAGAACACAAACAAAAUCACAGAAACUUACAAGCAAACGUGGAGUUGGGUUGCGAGUACGCAGAAAGACAAAGAUCGUUCUUAUACUCACUGUGUUGUUCAUAUUUACCACAAUUCUGUACUUGACACUUCUUUCGUUCAUUGCUAAAAAUAUGUUGCUGAAUAUGAGUGCAGGCGAGAAGACAGUGUAUUUCUUCUUCUUUCGACUGUAUUUCAUAAACCACGUGCUCAAUCCAGUUCUUUAUGGCUUUUUAGAUCCACAUUUUAAGAAGGUGAUGCUGCAACUGAAACACACAUUUUGUGUUUGUACUCCUCACAGUUUGCAAGAAAAUAAGUGA